AUAAGAGAAAACGUUGAAUCAUUGAAAUGCAAAUCUUGUGAUUUAUAUUUGAUUUCAAUAAAAUUGACUACAAAAUUUAAUCACAAUUCGUUUAGACGAAUUCGCUUUUCAAGCGAAAUUAAAAUCGAUAUAAUUUUGACAAAAUUUACUUGCAAAUAGACAUUUUUACGUUUAUAAAAUCUGAGCGUGACGAAUCGCGAUAAAGUAGAAAGAAAAAAUGCAAAUCGAUUUAAUAAGAAAAAAUGAAUUAAUAGCAACAGAUUUAAUCAAAUAAGAAUUAUAGUGUUUGCAGAUUGUAUUAGAUUAACGAUCAUGUAAUUUUAAUUUACACAACUCUGAUUAAUCUCGUUAAAUUAUUUUAUUUCCCAAUUAACGUGGCACAAUCGGCGUGUACAACUGACCUAGUGUAUUCGCCAGUGAACUAGGUCGAUCAAUAUUAUACGGGAGGAAGGGAUAGUGGUGGCAGUUUUCUCAUACGAGAGGUGGUGACCACCCUUCUUCACGAGGAGAUGCGCGUGUGGAAAUUGCUUUCAGUGCGCGGCGGAAAAUUCGCCCACCCAAAACAUGUCGUCGUCUUCUAGCGAGGAUUGCCUCACGGUCAUCGAUGUGCCGGAGAAUCGCUACGAAGAGGCGCUCGACCACCUAAGAUGGAACUUCUUUGCCGAUGAGCCGCUCAACAACGCCGUGGGGCUGUGCUCGAGGGGGGAAUCCCAGCGCGAACUUGAGCGACACUGCCUUUUCACCUUGAAGCAGGGUUACUCCAGGAUGCUAGUGAACAAGAAGGGAGCGAUAGCGGGAAUGGCACUAAAUGGUAUCCUGAAGAAAGGUGAGCGCGAGGAGGCAGAGCGGCGUCUUGAUGAGCUGAAGGAUGAAAAGUUCAAGACGAUCUUCAGAUUACUCUAUAAACUGAACGACAAAAUUGAUUUAUUCACCAAGUAUGAUGUAGCUGAGCUAUUCGAGUGUCGGAUUCUCAGCGUUGACGCAGAUCACCGCGGCAAAGGCUUGGCCAAUAUUUUAAUGGCUGAUAGCGUGGAAACCGCCAAAAAUGCCGGUUUCAAGGUGUGUAAGGUCGACGCGACCGGCGCAUUCUCACAGAAGGUCUGCCAGAAGUACGGUUUCCAGGUGGAGACAGAGAUUCUAUACGAGGAAUUGGACAAGUCUAUUAGACCGGCGCCGCCUCACCAGGCGUUAAAACUGAUGGUGAAGUUGCUAGAUUGAAGAUAAAAUAAGAAAGUCGCAUGCUCUCGGAGAGCUCAUUUAAAUUAAACCGUCAACGCGAAAGCGCAAAGCGCAAAGUAGAUAAAAAAGAUAUGUGUAUCGUCGUCGUGUCGUGACAAUAACAGCUCUGUUAAUACAUGUCUCGGUGUCGCGAAUGACGUGACGCCUUCUCACAGAAUAUUUAUCUAAAAGCAAAAGGGAAAAGAGAGUGUAUCAUGCGUUUCACGUAAUACAUGUCGAAACCGGAUAUCAUUUUCAAAUGAUUUCCGGUAUUACUGCCCCGUGUAUAUAUGUUUUGAAGUCGAGAUGAAGUUAAAAGAAAGGGAGAAAGAGAACGAGGAUUCAAUAAAAUUGAAUAAUUUAAUGCAGCGAACAGGCUGCGAAUCCGCUAAAAGUCUAACAAGUGUCUCGUAUUCGAGUCUUUCAUUCCUGUUGUACGCAGAAUUGGAGUAACAGUCGAUCUAGCGAAACAGAGACGAUAUGCGAAAUAUAAAAUCGCUAAUAUUUAACUUUUAUAUGUAUACGUUGAAAAGGACGUAAGUGAUCAAAUUUAAUUGAACGAUAAAUAUAAAAUAUAUAUAAGAAUCUUCUCUCGAAAGAUAUAUUCCGUUUAACAAUUGUGGCACACUUUUUCAGAAAACAAAACAUCAGUUCUAAUAUCAGUGAUAUUAUAUGCAUUGUAAUUAAUAUACAUAUAUUUUUCGUAAUUAAUUAAGAAAAAGUAGUAAGAAUGCAAAUAUAUCCCUCUUAUUCCGAAAUCAUGAAUGUGCAAAUUUUAACGAAAUAUAAUUAAAUAGUUAAAUUUAAAAAAUUGAGAUCUUCAGUUUUUAAUUACAAAUUUAACUAUUUCACCAUUUUGUGAAAAUUUGCACAUUUUUGAUUUUGGCAUAAAGACCUGUGUCUACGAUGCUAGAACUAAGUCCAAGGUAUUUCGAGAAAUAUACAGCCAAUCAACUUACAGCUCUUCCAUAAAAGCUGCAAGGUGACUCGCUACACAUUUCUCGGAAACUCUCUAGAACUUAGACCAAGUUCUAUCGUGGGCACAGGCCUUAAGAGAGGCGAUGUAGCAAGGAUUUAGAGAAGAUAUUUGAGAAUUAAAAAGGAAUAUUAUUUACUAUGAAAGUACAGCAAAAUGUCGAUCUGACGAUAGGAAAGAAGAAACAAAAAGAAAGUCACAAAGUAUUAAAUACUGUUCUAUUUCUUGCAUCUCACGAUUCGCUGAUGCCGUGAGAAAUGGUCCACGAGGUGCAUAAACGUCCAGUUAUAUCUUUUUCCUUCCCCUCUUUCUUUCCCAUGUGAACAUCAGCGAAAUGCGGUGAUGCGCGAAUCAUCUUUUAACUUGUACAUUUAUUACGUUCUAUCGAAAGUGGCGACCUUUCGGUCGCGAUACGGCAAUACUGCUCUGGAUAUGACAAACGGGUCCACAUAAAUUAAAAAGGAAAAGUUAUUCGAGAAGAAAAUAAAAAUAAAGAUAUUUUUGUCGAAGAAACAUGUUACAAAAGAGUAUAUAUAAAGUAUACACGAGUUAUUUUAUAAGAACGUCCGUCAAAUGCGAAUUGUAACGCGAUUUAUAAUGAUUUGUAUUGCGUGAUGAUGUAUGUCCUUUAAAGAAAAAUAAUAAAUUUCGAUUUCGUAGCAACUGAAAUGACGCGGCGUUGCGAGGCGCCUGAGUUUGAAUUUGAUUUCAUGUUCGAAUUAAAUCCAUUAUUUUAAUAAACGAUCUAUUCAUCAAUUCAUGAACGAUCAACUCAUUUAAAAUAUUUUUAUUGUAUCCAUAAAUAAUAAUCAAAUGUAAUAACUUUGUUUGAUGUAGUGUAUUAAACAUUUUUAUAAUCCAUGUGUUAAAAAA
Molecule: messenger RNA, 3067 nt
Organism: Vollenhovia emeryi
Lineage: Eukaryota; Metazoa; Arthropoda; Insecta; Hymenoptera; Formicidae
Gene: AANATL7
Product: dopamine N-acetyltransferase
Exons: 3
Coding region: 565-1218 (217 amino acids)
Molecular function (GO): N-acetyltransferase activity
Source: RefSeq, a predicted model, not a curated record